CACUGAUAACGAAAAAGGUGCGGCUAUAAUUGGUGCCUCAGUUUCCGGAAGGCGUGAACCAUUUGAUAAGCUGUCCGGAAAACUAAGUAACAUGUGUAUCCAAGGUUUAGGACAGAUUAUUUGUACUGCCACGAGGUAAAAGCGGAUGUCCUUAAGGUGUAGUUGUAGCAAAUAUUUAGGCUUUGAAAGUGCCAUUUCAGGUGCACAAUCAGGAAAUGUCAGUUAAAAGGCCGAAAAAAAACACCGGUCCAUAUAUUUGCGAUCACCAUAAUUGUGGGAAAGAGUUUUCCCGGCCGGAUCAUUUGAAAAGACACAAAGCGAACCACUCGGCUCGAAGGUUCAAAUGCGAUGACUCCUCUUGCAAUAGACUUUUCACUAGGAUUGACGUGAAAAGAAAACACGAGCAGAGAAAUCAUCCACGACUGAACCUCAAAAAUGGUUUAGAACCCGGCUUCGAACAUGGACAAGUUCAAGGUCUUAAGAGUGAAAGCGAAGGCGAAAUUUUGCAAGCUGCAACAAAGGAAAAUACUUCAGAGUCUCCGGAUGCGUUUUCUACGGAUUAUCCGAAGUUUGAAGACGAUCCACAAGAAGUUCGGGAUUUUUCAUCGCAAAUCAUUAAAUGGUUACUUGAUUCAACUGAGAUAUCACCCUCAAGCUCAAUGCCUACAGAUCAAAUGAUAAAUGGAGCUUUACAUCAAGCUCAGGAAGAUCAGUUUGGGUUGAACUCAGCUCAACUUCUAGAAGAGGUUUUGGCUCUCUCGCCUGAAUUUCCAACCGAAAAUUUGCACACCGAAAUUGAUCAAAAGUUAAGAUUUGAUAUGAUAGGCUAUAUCCCGGUGCUUGAAAAACAUCCAGAUUUCACGAUACCCAAGAUCAAAUGGUUUCUGGAAAUAUAUUGGCUAUUGUACCAUUGUCAGUAUCCCCUCUUACACCGCCCUUCGUUCUCCACUUUAGAGACACAUCCUUUAUUACUUUUGAGUAUGAUCAUGAUUGGCGCAUCUUUUGCUAAAAAGACACAAGUUCCAGCUUAUUUGAACUUGGUAGACCCAUCUGAACUCUCACUAGCUAUUGCUGAGCCUCUAAGGUGGGCCGUAUUUGCUAGUGAAUACUCAAAACCCCCAUGCAAAGUAUGGGUUAUUCAAACACUAAUAAUAUUAGAGACGUUCGAGGUAGCAUGCUCGUCUAGAGCAAUACACGAGCGUGCUUGCAUCUUCAAUAACGUCAAAAUACAGCUUUUGCGACGAAGUCCGAUUUUGGGAGGUGAUCCUAUGAAGGCUGUCGCUUCAGAUAAUAGCCGUUCAAACGUUUUAUGGAACUCUUGGAUCGAAAGUGAAUCUAUCAAAAGAGCAGCCUUGAUGUCAUUUAACUUAGACACCAUUCAUGCCGUGGUAUUUGGCCACCCCGUUUCAUUAUUUGCUAAUCAGCUAAAACUUUCUUUACCAUGUCCGGAUGAUAUUUGGGAAUAUAGAAAUAUCGAUAAAAAUAAGACUCCUUUAUCGGUCACUGAAACUCCUCUAUUUGUAGAUGCCUUGCGACUGUUGCUGAAAAAUGAGACAGUUGAAGUUGACUCUUUUGGACGACAUAUUCUCUUAUCUGGUCUAAUAAACCUUGUUUUGCAAAUUGAGCAGAAUAUCUCUCAAUGGUCAAACUUUGGAUGGCAUACUUUUGAAGAAAAUUGGAGAGAAGUUCUCUCGUUUGCCAUCGAAUUUUGGAAGUCACAACUACCAGAGAAUGAUUGUUGUUUGACUUUGUCCAGUGUGCAUUAUAUUGGGGCUACAUCACCUCCAUUACCACUUUCUUUGCUACCUGAGGACACCAGGUGCAAGUUCCCAGUCUACCAUGCUGUUCAAAUCUAUCUGAAAAUACCGCAUUAUGACUAUAUUGUCUUUGCAGGAGCACCAAAAAGGAUGAACGUACCCAUCUUGGAGGAAGAUUUCGAAAUAGUCGUGAGAAGGAUUGAGAGAUGGAGCAGCAGCGUAAAUGGACAAUUGGCUGUGAUCAACUCGUUGCUUCUCCUCUGCGAGAUGCUACUAUCUUCGGAGAACUCACUGGAUACCAUCAACUACUGCUACGAGCCAGUCAAGGAUCCGCUUAUAUACCGCCCCAAUAUUGUCAUAUCGUCUGUUUUGAUAUUAUGGUCGUACACGUUCCAUAAGUUUGGUCCUGAAUCUAAUUUCCUGGCUGGAUUUAACGAGGAGUCCUAUGAGCCAUCAUUUAUCCCUGCUGUUGAAGAUGGCUAUGCAUUUUUAAGACGGGUGCGUGAUGAGCUAUCCACAAGUUCUGGCAUCUCAUUCAGUGAGCUCAGUAAGCUGGAUAUCAACAAGAAGAAUAGAAAGAUGAGACAAUGCUGCUCGAUCUUAGACAAGAUAGAUGGGCUGAACAACACUGUCGGACUUUUGAGGUGUUUGGCGAACGAGUAUAAGAAAUGCGAUUGGCAUGUUGGCCGGGAGUACGCCAAAUUGAUGAACAACUGCAUUAGGAGAAGUGCCGGAUCUCCACAGAUAUUCUGUCCCGACAUGUAUGAUGUAAAAGAAUGAGAGGGUGGCGUGCCAGUGGGAUAUGAAACUCUAUUUAAAUGUCUGUACUCUCUAU
Molecule: messenger RNA, 2592 nt
Organism: Pichia membranifaciens NRRL Y-2026
Lineage: Eukaryota; Fungi; Ascomycota; Pichiomycetes; Pichiales; Pichiaceae
Exons: 1
Coding region: 216-2537 (773 amino acids)
Biological process (GO): regulation of transcription by RNA polymerase II; DNA-templated transcription
Cellular component (GO): chromatin
Molecular function (GO): RNA polymerase II cis-regulatory region sequence-specific DNA binding; zinc ion binding; DNA-binding transcription factor activity, RNA polymerase II-specific
Source: RefSeq, a predicted model, not a curated record